GCGAGCUUACUUUAAUGGCUCCUCCACCACAUAAAAGGCGCGGCAGCAGCGCGUGAGCCAUGAGAGCCACUGUCACUGCUACCCCAGCUGCAAUAAUACUCAUACACCUCACCUCGUGCCGCCCGUUGCGACACCUCCCGUACGUCAAUGCCCGUGGCCGCCAUUGAUGGGGAAGAAGGCCGGCACCACCUCCUCCUGGCUCACCGCCGUCAAGCGCGCCUUCCGCUCCCCCUCUAAGGACGACUCCCCCAACAAGGCCGCCCGCCUCCGCGACGACACCGACGACGACAAGGGCAAGAGGGAGCGCCGCAGAUGGCUCUUCAGGAAGUCCUCGUCGCCGUCUCCCGCGCCUCCGACACCGCCGCCGCCACAGCAGCAGCAGCAGCAAUCGAGGGCGGCGGCCGUGACGGAGGAGCAGCGGCACGCCAUCGCGCUCGCCGUGGCGACGGCGGCGACCGCGGAGGCGGCGGUGGCGACGGCGCAGGCGGCGGCGGAGGUGGUCCGGCUGACGCGUCCGAGCUCCAGCUUCGUCCGCGAGCACUACGCCGCCAUCGUGGUCCAGACCGCGUUCCGCGGGUACCUGGCGCGGCGCGCGCUCCGGGCGCUCAAGGGGCUCGUGAAGCUGCAGGCGCUGGUGCGCGGCCACAACGUGCGGAAGCAGGCCAACAUGACGCUCCGCUGCAUGCAGGCGCUGGUGCGCGUCCAGGCCCGCGUCCGCGACCAGCGGAUGCGCCUCUCCCAGGACUCCAUCUCCUUGUCCGCCGCCGCCGCCUCCGCCGCGCCAUGCGGCAGCAGCAAGUCCUCCUACAGCGUCGACACCUCCACCUUCUGGGAUUCCAAGUACACCCACGACUUCGCCGCUGCCGACCGCCGCUCCAUCGAGCGGUCGCGAGACGGCAGCAGCUUCGCCGCCGGCGACGACUGGGACGACCGGCCGCGGACGAUAGAGGAGAUCCAGGCGAUGCUGCAGACGAGGAAGGACGCCGCGCUCAAGCGUGAGAGGGCGCUCUCCUACGCCUUCUCCCAUCAAAUUUGGAGGAACCCGGCGCCGUCGGUGGAGGAGAUGGACGUCGAUGGGCAGCCGAGGUGGGCGGAGAGGUGGAUGGCGUCGCGCGCGUCGUUCGACACCAGCAGGAGCACCGUCCGCGCCUCCGCAGCGGCGGCGCCUGGGCGCGCGUCCACCGACCACCGCGACCAGGUCAAGACGCUGGAGAUCGACACCGCGCGGCCCUUCUCCUACUCCACGCCACGCCGGCACGGCAACGCGUCGUACCACGCGUCGUCGUCGCCGAUGCACCGCGCGCACCACCACUCGCCGGUCACGCCGUCGCCAUCCAAGGCGCGGCCGCCGAUCCAGGUGCGGUCGGCAAGCCCGCGCGUGGAGCGCGGCGGCGGCGGGGGAGGGAGCUACACCCCGAGCCUUCACUCGCACCGCCACCACGCGUCGUCGGGCGGCGCGGCGGCGGUGCCGAACUACAUGGCGGCGACGGAGUCCGCCAAGGCGCGGGUGCGUUCCCAGAGCGCGCCGCGGCAGCGCCCGGCGACGCCGGAGCGCGACAGGAUGUCAUUCGGCGGCGGCGGCGGCGGCGGCGGAGCGAAGAAGCGGCUGUCGUUCCCCGUCCCCAUCGACCCGUACGGCGCGUACGCGCAGAGCCUGCGGAGCCCGAGCUUCAAGAGCGCGGCGGGGAGGUUCUCGUCGGAGCAGCGGUCGAACGUGUCGUCGUCCUGCGCGGAGAGCCUCGGCGGGGACGUGGUCUCUCCGUCAUCCACCACCGACCUCCGCCGCUGGCUUCGUUAAUCCGCCGCCGGCGUCGGCGAGGUGUUCGAUGUAAUGCCCGUGAGGUGUUCGCUGUAAUGUUUUUUUUUUUACCACGACCUCGUAAUUCAUCCAUGGCUUUUUUGGUGUCAGAACUGAGGGAGAGAGCGUGGGUGGGGCCCACGUGUCGGUGACGUAGGGAAAGGCUGGAGAGUAACUGGAAAGCGUAGGUGGUUAGUUGGAAUUGGGUUGGAGUUCGGGAAAGGCUACAUUUGCUUUUACGUGCGUUGGGCAGUGAAGGCGCCUUUUCACUUU
Molecule: messenger RNA, 2071 nt
Organism: Oryza sativa Japonica Group (Japanese rice)
Lineage: Eukaryota; Viridiplantae; Streptophyta; Magnoliopsida; Poales; Poaceae
Product: protein IQ-DOMAIN 17
Molecular function (GO): protein binding
Source: RefSeq, a predicted model, not a curated record